AUGCCUCGGGGUCAGAAAAGUAAACUCCGUGCCCGUAAGAAACGCUGCCAGACUCAAGAAGAGACCCUGGAAGUAGAGGGUGAUCAGGCCACUGCAGCAGUUGAAGAGGAGUCCAUCUACUCUUCCUCUCCUCAUUUCAAGAGUACUCCCCAAGCUUUACCAGCUGCUGGGUCAUGCACCAAUCCCACCAUCACUUCUGAUGUAGCUGUUUUUUACACAAGAGCUAAUGAAGAUGUCAACCACCAAGAAAGGUUAAGCUCUAGGCAGGCCCAGACCACCACUCAGAAGUUGUACAAAGACAAACUAGAAAUUAAGGUGAUUAUAUUGGUAUAUUACCUGCUGUACAAGUAUCAAAUGAAAGAGCUCGUUACAAAGGCAGAAAUUAUGAAAAAUAUAAUACAAUUUCAUAAGAAUCACUAUUCUGAAAUCCUUAGGAGAGCCUCUGAGAACCUUGAGCUGAUCUUUGGCCUUGACUUGAAGGAAAUAGACCCUAACAGGCAUAUAUAUGUCCUCAUCAACAAAUUGGAAUUAAGCUGUGAUGGGAAUCUGAGUGAUGACAGAGGUAUGCCCAAGACAGGUAUUCUGAUGACUGUCUUGGGUGUAAUUUUCACGAAGGGCAACUGUGCCACUGAAGAGCAAGUCUGGGAAGUGUUGAAUGCAUUGGGGUUAUAUGCUGGCAAGAAUCACUUCUUCUUUGGGGAGCCCAGGAUGCUCAUCACCAGAGAUAUGGUAAUGCAAAAGUAUCUGGAGUACCAGCAAGUACCCAACAGUGAUCCUCCAAAUUAUGAGUUCCUGUGGGGUCCCAGGGCUCACGCUGAAACAAGUAAGAUGAAAGUCCUGGAGUUUUGGGCCAAGGUCCAUAAUACCAUCCCCUGUGCCUUCCCAUUCCUGUAUGAAGAAGCUUUGGAAGAUGAAGAAGCGAGAGCUCGAGCCAGAGUUGAAGCCAAGGCUCAAAUUAGUGCCAUAGCCAGUGCACGUUCCAAGGCCACACCCAGCAAGCCCAAGUCCAAAAGCUUUUUCUUUUUCAAGUGA
Orycteropus afer afer is the source of this 1032-nucleotide messenger RNA. RefSeq names its product melanoma-associated antigen B10-like. The transcript has a single exon. Gene Ontology annotation, biological process: negative regulation of transcription by RNA polymerase II. The coding region runs from base 1 to 1032 and encodes 343 amino acids. The record is from RefSeq and is a predicted model, not a curated record. Lineage: Eukaryota; Metazoa; Chordata; Mammalia; Tubulidentata; Orycteropodidae. Gene Ontology annotation, cellular component: nucleus.